Messenger RNA from Dioscorea cayenensis subsp. rotundata (Guinea yam), 587 nucleotides. Its product is annotated as probable small nuclear ribonucleoprotein F. Gene Ontology annotation, cellular component: catalytic step 2 spliceosome; U1 snRNP. NCBI's taxonomy places the organism in Eukaryota, Viridiplantae, Streptophyta, Magnoliopsida, Dioscoreales, Dioscoreaceae. The record is from RefSeq and is a predicted model, not a curated record. The transcript is spliced from 5 exons. Gene Ontology annotation, biological process: spliceosomal snRNP assembly; mRNA splicing, via spliceosome. Gene Ontology annotation, molecular function: RNA binding. Bases 95 to 361 code for a protein of 88 amino acids.
UAUCCAACCCGUUAAAGGCUCUCGCUAAACCCUAGAGCUCUUUCUCCAUCGCUCUUUCUCGUGGGUUAUCUUCGAAGCUUGGGUUUGCUUUCCAAUGGCGACUGUUCCUGUAAAUCCAAAACCUUUCCUGAACAAUUUGACUGGGAAGUCUGUGAUUGUGAAACUGAAGUGGGGAAUGGAAUACAAAGGUUAUCUAGUUUCUGUGGACUCCUACAUGAACUUGCAGUUAGCCAAUUCUGAAGAAUACAUUGAUGGACAGUUCACUGGAAACCUCGGAGAAAUACUGAUUAGGUGUAACAAUGUCCUGUACCUCCGCGGGGUACCAGAGGAUGAAGACAUUGAAGAUGCUGAAGCGGAUUGAGAAAGCAUGAUCGAUUAGCAAUGCAACAAUGACCUCUGAUUCAUGCACUUGCCAACUAUCAGACUUUUGUAUUUUAUGAUGAAGAUGCAUUCACAAUGAGAACUUAGAAGCAAGUGUAGUGGAAUUUGUCAAACAAAAAUAUUUUAAAAUGCAUUACAUUCCAACUCAUGAUAUUAAGGUUUCUUUAACCUCUUACAUUGUAUUACAUCCUUGCUGUGGCCAUCUA